AUGUCAGGUCCCGGUGUUGGUUUUGAGUACCCGCCCGUCGAGGUCAAGUGGCUGCAGCGCGACGUCCUACUAUUCGCCAACACUAUCGGCGCUACCGUUGAUGAGUUACACUUCCUUUACGAGUUCGACCCCAAUUUUGCCGUCUUCCCUACCUACCCCGUCAUUCUUCCUUUCAAGAAGGACUCCCAGGAAGUAGUCGACUAUUACAAGGCCAGCAAAGCCGUUCAGAUCCCUGGUAUCCCCAAGCUCGACUACACGCGUGUUGUCGAUGGCCAGCGAAAGAUAGAAUUCCUCAAGGCCCUCCCAACCACCUCGGCCGGCCGCAAAUUUGAAAUCCGUCAAAAGGUCAUUGGUGUCUACGACAAGGGCCGUCCCGGAACUGUCCUCGAGACCGAGACCAACCUGGUAGACGUCGAGAAGGGCGAGGUGUACACCCGCGUCAUUAGUAGUGGCUUCUUCAUCGGCCAGGGCAACUGGGGCGGUCCCAAGGGUCCCGCCACUAAGAACUACCCCCCGCCAGAAGGCAAGGCUCCUGACGCUACGAUUGAGGUUCAGACCACGGCCGAGUCAGCGCUUCUAUAUAGGUUAAACGGUGAUUACAACCCGCUGCAUGCUGACCCUGCGCCCGGGCAGAAGAUGGGUUUCGGAGGGACGAUUAUGCACGGGUUAUAUUCGUGGAAUUCAACGGCUCAUGCACUGUUGAAAGAGCUGGGUGGUGGAGAUCCUGCCAACAUCAAAGAGUAUCAAGCAAGGUUUGCUAGUCCUGUGAGGCCGGGCGACAAGUUAGUUACGCAUGCGUGGGUUACGGGAGAGAAGCAAGGCGAAUGGUCUGAGGUAAGGUUUGUCACACAGGUUGCUGGGGGUAAGGUUGUUUUAAGUAAUGGAUUGGCUUUGAUGAAGGUUACUAGCCAGGGAAAGAGCAAGCUGUAG
Fusarium venenatum is the source of this 930-nucleotide messenger RNA. Its product is annotated as HotDog domain-containing protein. Gene Ontology annotation, cellular component: peroxisome. NCBI's taxonomy places the organism in Eukaryota, Fungi, Ascomycota, Sordariomycetes, Hypocreales, Nectriaceae. Gene Ontology annotation, molecular function: 17-beta-hydroxysteroid dehydrogenase (NAD+) activity; enoyl-CoA hydratase activity; (3S)-3-hydroxyacyl-CoA dehydrogenase (NAD+) activity. Gene Ontology annotation, biological process: fatty acid beta-oxidation. The record is from RefSeq and is a predicted model, not a curated record.